Molecule: messenger RNA, 10713 nt
Organism: Vigna umbellata (rice bean)
Lineage: Eukaryota; Viridiplantae; Streptophyta; Magnoliopsida; Fabales; Fabaceae
Gene: SYD
Product: P-loop containing nucleoside triphosphate hydrolases superfamily protein
Biological process (GO): regulation of DNA-templated transcription
Cellular component (GO): nucleus
Molecular function (GO): histone binding; ATP binding
Source: RefSeq, a predicted model, not a curated record
GGGAUCGCCUUCUCACUGUUUCUACAAAGACGGGGUUUCGUCUUCACAGGCAGCGUGAUUCUUAAACCAGAUUUUACGACUUCUCUGUGAGACUAUCCGUGUCAGCGCGCGCUUUUGUCUAUGUAGGUAGCUGAACAUCGUCUCAUUCUCGGAUUUCCGAGCUUCAGUUCGGAUGAGAUGGCCUCUUCACAGAAUGUGGAAUUGGAGGCUGCAAAAUUUCUGCAUAAACUCAUUCAAGAUUCUAAAGAUGAGCCAGCCAAGCUAGCUACUAAACUCUACGUGAUACUACAACACAUGAAAUCUAGUGGGAAGGAGCAUUCAAUGCCAUAUCAAGUGAUAUCAAGGGCAAUGGAGACUGUCAUCAAUCAACAUGGUCUUGAUAUUGAAGCAUUGAAGUCAUCUCGUCUUCCGUUGACUGGUGGUCCUCAAAUUGGAUCUUCUUCACAGCCAGUGAAUGUUACAAAAGAUUCUAGAGUGGGCCUCGUGGAAAACGAGGUGUCCAAAAUGGACCCUUAUGCUUCUGGCCGGCCACCGGUUGCACCAAGUGGUGGAGCACCUGAUUAUUAUCAAGGAUCUGUGGCUCAGAGGAGUGGCCAGUCUUUUGAUCAAGGAAGUCCAUCUAGUUUGGAUUCUAGGUCUGCUAAUUCACAGUCUCAAGACAAACGUGAUACUGCUAACUGGGACAAACAGUCAAAUCAAAAGGAUGGUAAGAAAGCUACGACAAAAAGAAAGAGGGGAGAUACAUCAUCCCCUGUGGAACUGCAUGUUGACAGUCCUCAGCUGGAUCCUCGCAAUACUGGUGUUAGUGCAAGGAAGGGGAAAAUGACCAAGGCUGAAUCGUCGGAUGGUCUUCCAGUUAAAAGCGGGGAACUAACCAACUUUAACAUGGCUCCAAAUAGUGGUCAAAUGGAGAAUGUUUCAACUUUGCCUGGUAGCAUGAGAACAAUGCUUAGAGCAAACCAAGAAGGUCAUCUUUCGUUGGCAAAGCAAACUGAUUUGACAAAGAUUGGCAAUCCAAUGGUGCGAGCUCCUAAUUCAAAGUAUGCUGAAGACUCGGAAGUUUCCUCUGCACAUAUUGCUUCAGGAAAGCAGCAAGGUGCUUAUGCAAAGGUUCAUGGAGGGAUGGGAUUUCCCGCUGGUGCAUCUUCAAUGGCUGAAGCUUUCUCAAAUUCAAUGCAGUACGGUGGUGCAGUUGAGCGUGAUGGGGGUAGUUCUACUAGUUUAGCUGAUGGACAUAAAAUUUCUCAGGUUGGCAGGCAAAAUAGUGGCUCUGAAAUGACUAUGCUUAGACAAGGUGUUCCACCAAGAGACACAGGAAAAUCCACUGUUCCUGUCAUGCCUUUCAAAGAACAACAGUUAAAACAGCUUCGUGCUCAGUGCCUUGUUUUUCUAGCAUUUAGGAAUGGCCUAGCACCAAAGAAACUACAUCUUGAAAUUGCACUUGGAACAGCCUUUUCUAGAGAAGAUGGUUCUCGCAAAGAUCUAAUUGACCACAAGGGAAAAUCACAAUCUCUUAAUGAAUCAAAUAAUGCCUCUGGGGUCAUGAUGCCAUUCGGAGGCCCAAGCAAUGUGAGACAGUCAGAUAAAAACCCUUCAGGUUCCUCUUCAGCUGGUAAAAUUGUUGAGGCUGACUCUUUGCCAAAGGGAACUGAGAGCCCAAGAACAAUGGAGGACAAAGGUAAUCUACAUGUCACAAAAAGAGACGUUGAAAGACGGAUUCAAGAAAGAAUGACCACACAAGCUUCUUCAGUCACUUCAUGUCAGCAGCAAGAUUCUUCUUGUACAAGAGGAGCUGUGAUUGGUAAUCAUUUGGAUGAUGUUGACACCAGUAAUAUGCCAGUAGGAAGACCUAACCAAUCAUCUGUUGUUGGUCCAAAUAGCUGGGCCGGUUUUGCUGGUGCUAAUGAGGCUUCAAAGGGACCUCCACAGAUCUCUACUAUUCAACAUGAGUUGCCUAUAGAAAGAAGAGAGAAUAUUCCUAGUCAGUUUCAAAAUGUUGUUAAUAAUUGUGGUUCACGGAAUCACAGUCUGUCUUCUUUUUCUUUGAAAGAGCAAUGGAAAUCUGUUCCAGGGACUGAAAGUGAUCCCCAUGGAGCAACCAUGAUGAAGGAUGGAAAUGUGAUGAUAAAACAUGUUUCUCCAGAUGGCUUCAAAACAGUUCCAGUUGAUAAUGCAUCAAAGCAUGGUAUCUCUUUUGCUACAGAGCAAGAUGGGAAUGAGAGGUUGUUAUCAGGCGAUUUGUCACCUUCUCCAAAAUAUACAAUGUCAGAGAGAUGGAUCAUGGAUCAGCAGAGAAAGAGGCUUCUAGUUGAGCAAAAGUGGGUACAAAAACAGCAGAAAACAAAGCAAAGAAUGGCUACUAGUUUUCACAAGUUAAAGGAAAAUGUGAGCUCCUCUGAAGAUAUUUCUGCUAAAACCAAAAGUGUCAUAGAGUUAAAAAAACUUCAACUAUUAGAGCUCCAACGACGACUCCGGAGUGAUUUUCUGAACGAUUUUUUCAAACCAAUUACAACCGAAAUGGAUCAUUUAAAAUCAAUUAAGAAACAUAGGCAUGGUAGAAGGGUCAAACCUGAAAGGUUUGAGCAGAAAAUGAAGGAAGAGCGUCAGAAACGGAUUCGUGAGAGGCAGAAGGAGUUUUUCAGUGAGAUAGAGGUUCACAAGGAAAAGCUUGAUGAUGUAUUCAAAAUCAAGAGGGAACGGUGGAAGGGUUUCAAUAGAUACGUGAAGGAGUUCCAUAAAAGAAAAGAGCGCAUUCAUCGUGAAAAGAUUGAUAGAAUCCAGCGGGAAAAGAUUAAUUUACUGAAAAUAAAUGAUGUGGAGGGAUAUCUUCGUAUGGUGCAGGAUGCAAAAUCAGAUCGUGUAAAACAACUACUUAAAGAGACUGAGAAGUAUCUUCAAAAGCUUGGGUCCAAGCUACAGGAAGCUAAGGCCGCUGCUGGGCGUUUUGGACAGGAGGUUGAUGAUACAGGUCAUGUCAGUUUUCUUGAGAAUAGUGAAACAGAAAACGAAGAUGAAAGUGAUCAGGCAAAGCAUUAUAUGGAAAGUAAUGAGAAGUAUUAUAAGAUGGCUCACAGUAUAAAGGAGAGCAUUGCAGAACAGCCAUCUAGUUUGCAAGGGGGGAAAUUGAGAGAAUAUCAAAUGAAUGGCUUGAGGUGGCUGGUUUCCCUAUACAACAAUCAUUUGAAUGGAAUUCUUGCCGAUGAAAUGGGACUGGGUAAAACAGUACAGGUUAUUUCUUUAAUUUGCUAUCUGAUGGAAACAAAAAAUGAUAGAGGACCGUUUCUCGUGGUUGUGCCCUCUUCGGUUCUUCCUGGUUGGGACUCAGAAAUAAACUUCUGGGCUCCUGGUGUUCAUAAAAUUGUCUAUGCUGGACCGCCAGAGGAGAGACGUCGGUUAUUCAAGGAAAGGAUAGUUCAACAGAAAUUCAAUGUUCUUUUGACUACAUAUGAAUAUUUGAUGAAUAAGCAUGAUAGACCAAAGCUGAGCAAAAUACAUUGGCAUUAUAUAAUAAUUGAUGAAGGCCAUCGCAUAAAGAAUGCUUCUUGCAAGUUGAAUGCUGACUUGAAACACUAUCAGAGCUCUCACAGAUUGCUAUUAACUGGAACACCUUUGCAGAACAAUCUUGAAGAGCUAUGGGCACUACUUAAUUUCUUGUUACCAAACAUAUUCAAUUCAUCGGAGGACUUCUCUCAAUGGUUUAAUAAGCCAUUUGAGAGUGCUGGAGAUAGCUCACCUGAUGAAGCUCUAUUAUCCGAGGAGGAAAAUCUCUUGAUCAUAAAUCGUCUGCACCAAGUUUUGAGACCCUUUGUACUCAGGAGAUUGAAACACAAGGUUGAAAACGAGCUCCCUGAGAAGAUCGAGAGACUAAUAAGAUGUGAGGCUUCUUCAUAUCAAAAACUUUUGAUGAAGAGGGUGGAAGAAAAUCUUGGUUCUAUUGGCUCUUCAAAGGCUCGAUCAGUACACAACUCUGUCAUGGAGCUUCGAAAUAUAUGCAAUCAUCCAUAUCUCAGCCAGCUUCAUGCGGAGGAGGUGGAUAACUUCAUACCUAAACAUUAUCUGCCACCAAUUAUUCGGCUCUGUGGGAAGCUUGAGAUGUUGGACCGUUUAUUGCCUAAAUUAAAGGCUGCAGAUCAUCGGGUUCUUUUCUUUUCAACAAUGACUAGGCUGCUGGAUGUUAUGGAGGAGUACCUAACCUUGAAGCAGUAUCGGUACCUUCGGUUGGAUGGACAUACCUCAGGAGGUGAUCGUGGUGCUCUGAUUGAACUAUUUAACCAACCUGAUUCUCCAUAUUUUAUUUUCUUGCUCAGCAUUCGAGCUGGUGGUGUUGGAGUGAAUCUUCAAGCUGCUGACACAGUGAUCUUAUUUGACACUGACUGGAAUCCCCAGGUUGAUCUUCAAGCCCAAGCCAGGGCUCAUCGAAUUGGUCAAAAGAGGGAUGUUCUUGUUCUUCGGUUUGAAACUGUUCAAACUGUUGAAGAACAAGUCAGAGCUUCAGCUGAGCACAAACUUGGUGUUGCUAAUCAGAGCAUUACUGCUGGUUUUUUUGAUAAUAAUACAAGUGCUGAAGAUCGAAGAGAAUACUUAGAAGCGCUCCUGCGUGAGUGUAAGAAAGAAGAAGCUGCACCUGUUUUGGAUGAUGAUGCUCUGAAUGAUGUCUUAGCCCGCAGCGAAACAGAGUUAGAUAUAUUUGAGGCUGUUGACAAAAAAAGGAAGGAAGAUGAGCUGGCUACAUGGAAGAAAUUGGUGCAUGGACAGACAGCUGAUGGAUCUGAUCUUAUUCCUCCACCUCCUACUCGUCUGGUCACUGAUGAGGAUCUGAAACAGUUCUAUGAAGCAAUGAAGAUAUCUGACGUCCCUAAGGUUGUGGUAGAAUCUAGUGGAGUAAAGCGAAAGGGUGGAUAUCUUGGAGGCCUUGAUACUCAACAAUAUGGCAGGGGAAAGCGUGCAAGAGAGGUACGUUCCUAUGAAGAGCAAUGGACAGAGGAAGAGUUUGAAAAGAUGUGUCAAGUUGAAGCUCCAGAUUCACCCAAAGUAAAAGAAGUGGCAGAAAUGAGUUAUCCGACAAAUACUUCCAGCUCUAUUGUAUCUACUUCCAACCCCGAACCUGAGGUGGCCGUGUCUCCAGUGGCCCCAACAUUGCCAUCUGUGGAGAGUUUGCCUGUACAGCAAGCUAAAGAGAUAACUCCCCCAGCCAAACGUGGUCGUGGACGACCAAAAAGAAUAACAUCUGAUAAGUCCCCAGCUGUGAUGGGCCCUCCAGUAACUUCUGGAACUGUUGAAGUAGACACACAGUUGCAAAAGGGAUCUGGGUCUGGACACUUAGCAUCAUCAGCUGCUGAUUCUGUUUCUCAUUCUUCUGAAGUUACAAGUGUGAAUGCACCCGUGCAGCAGUCUGAUACAGGAGUUUCUCCUAAUGCACGUCCUGCCAUUCCUGUGCCCACUAUUCCACCAAAUUCUCACGUAGCUGCUGUUCCUGUUGCUGUAUCUAUUCAAGCAAGAGGACCAGGGCGGAAAAAUCAUGGUAGUGAAGGGAUUAGACGUAGAGGAAAGAAGCAGGUCAUGGUUCCUCCUCCUGUCCCGGGUGGUUCUGUUGGUCCUGAUGUAAAGGUGAAUGAGAAAUUGGAUAAUAAAUUGGUGAGUCCUUCUGGUCAAGCUAUCUCCCAGGGUGAAGUUGUUCCCAGUUUGGCUGCAGUAGCCUAUCCAUCUUCUGCUUCUUUGAACAGUGGUCUGGGUGCUGGGACUGUUUUGAAUUCUCAGGCACCCCAUCCCUCACCCUCUAAUACAACAUUGGUUCAUACGAUAACCACUCAUCCAUCUGAACAGAUGCCAAGUAAAGGACAAAAUCAGAAGUCGCAAACUGGAGUUUCACGUCGUAGGGGGAAGAAGCAGGCACCAAUGUUGGCUCCAGUUCCAGAUGUUUUACAUGAGGAUUCAGAUCAAACUGCAAAUUUACCUAUAUCAUCAGGAAGUGCUGUAGUUGAAAAAGCCACUGAAUUAAAGAGCUUGCAAGUGAACAAUGUUCCAGAAUCAAAAUGUGUUGUCCAGGAUCAAGCAUCACAGAACCUAGGUGAUCAGGAUUUAAAAUCAUUGGAAGGAUCAGAGGACUCAGCUAAACAGACAGUGAUCACGCCUUCAUGUCAAGAUAGUAUGACCAAAUUUCCAGGGAAAGAUCUUGAGAAGGUUAAGAAUCUUGAGGUGCAUGAUGCUUCUGUAAAGAUUGUUAAAUCUUCUGAAAUAACCUCGUCAAAGGUUGAUGAAGUUUGCAAUAACUCACGGACUGAAACUUCAUUUCUCACAACAGUGCCUGUUGCUGAGGCAACGAAAGAUCAGCUUUCGGGUGGCAAAACCCAUACUCCAACCGUUGAAACUACAAAAAUCAUCCCUUCAGUUGUUGAUACUCCUACUAAUACUGAUGCCAUCAAUAAGUCUUUAGAUCCUGUGAAUCCAAAGAUUGUUCCCAGUACAUUAAGCACUAUUAAUCCUUCCACUCCAGCCUCUGAAAGUACUCUUUCAGGCUCAAUUGAAUCCAUCCCUUCCAGAAGGCAAGGUCGGAAAACUCAAAAUAGAGCUGAGCCACCAAGACGAAGGGGUAAAAAAUCAGCUUCAGUGUUACCUGUUGUUCCUGAUGCAGUUACGGGUCAGGAUCCUAAGUUAAGUCAUCAUGCACAGAAUUCAUCAGGGGAUUCAUUGCAAGGUAAAGCCACUGCCAAUAUCAGUCAAACCCAAUCCUUUGAGAUCCUUUUACCCAGUGGAGUAGUCAGUCAUGAGUCAAAAAGAAAAGACAGAACAACCAAUUCUACCCAAAAUAAGCAAAUGAAAGUUACAAGGAUUGACAGUGCACCUAUCUCCGCAGAUAAGAUUUCUGUGCAUGAUGUUGCUAGGGUAAUGAAGGAAGUUUUCUCUGGAACUUGCUUACCAAAGCCCAAAGCUCAUGAUUCUGCCGGGAGUGAGGAUAAAAAUUCAACUGUUGGACAUGUAAUGACUAAAGCUGCAGUAUGUGGCUCCAAUAACCACCAGACUUUGGAGGAUAAAGCACGUUCUGAUAUAACAUCUAGUGGUGCAGCAUGCCUAACUUCGGAUGCUGUUGUGAAUGUUCCUGAAAAACAAUCAGAACCAGCAUCCAGUAUGCCAAAUUUGGAGGGUAAAGCUAAUUUAAAUAUGCCAACUACCGGAGAACAUAGCCUGCUAUCAGAUGUUAAAGAAAAGGAUGAACAGACUCAACAUUGUGUUGAAAACUCAAUCACAGAGUGUAAAAUAGCUCUUGAUCCAACUGUCAGUGCUGUUGAAAAGACUGGUGGUUAUCCUGAGAAACUUCCUACCAGUGAUUUAAGUAUAGAUUCGAGUAGCCAUCAGAUAUGUUCAUCUUCUAGUGCUGGAUCUCUUGUGGUAAUUGAUCAAAAUAAACUUGGAGACCAAUCUGAUGUUUCUGAGGAGUGUUUAAGACCUUCUGCACUUGAUAUUGGUGGCCCAGGAUGCACGCUAACUCCAUUGGAACCCAAAACUUCUAGUAAUAAUCAUGAAUCUACUCAGACUGAUAUGUGUACUCAGAGCCAUUCAUCCACAAACAAACGUCUGGAUGACACAGAACAAAUUUCUACUGAAAAAUUGGAUACUGACAGCUCUGGGUUAUUGGUUAAGACUGAAAAUUUAGGUGAUCAACCACAAGUGACCUCAUCUAGUCCUGCAACAGGUCCUCCUCCAAGUACAGUGAUAGUUUCUAUUGUUUCGAAACAAAAUGAAGUUAAAAAUGAAACCGAGUUUGCCUUAAAAGCUUCUGCUGAACUCUCCUCUGAUGAUGGGAUUGUUGGGUGUAAAAUUCCAGAUUCAGAGUUGCUGAAACCUGAGAAUCCGAUUACAUUUGAACAUGAUUCUCAAAAGCCAUUAGAACCCCCUGUGAAGCAGUGUUCAGAAUCAGCUUCUGAAAUGGAAGAUCCUGUGGGUGCUAAGGCUGUUAAAAUUGAGAAACAUUCAAAUGCUCUAGAACCUGAUUUGGAUGAUACUCCAUUGAUUGAGAGUUGUGCAAAAAUUCUCUCCGAAGAAGAAAAGGAUGAUGUGAAUUUCAUAUGUGAACAGCUUCAGUCUGGUUCCCAAGAAAAUAUAGUAUUACCCAAUCCCAUUGACAAUCCGAAGACUUCAUCUGAGGCUUGCCAUGUAGAAAUUGACACAUCUGACAGGUUAGUGUUGCCACAGCCUUCAGGUUUGGAAGCUGUAGGGAAUGAUUUAAGAGGUGAUUCUGGUGUUGGCAGUUUUGUAGAGGGAACUAUAUCCGAAGGUGCAGUCCUGUCCCAGUCAACCAUGGUUGAAGAGCAAAAUAGGGGCUCAGAACCUUUGGAAGAGUCAAUGGAGAAGGAUGUGGCCAACAACUCUGGAUUCCAGGAGGAAGUAAAAGUUGAUGAAGUGGAGGCUGAUGGUCUAAUGAAUUCUUCUAUUAGUCAGACUGUGCUUGUAAAACAUGACGCUUUUCAAGAAAAUAUGAAUUUGUCCUCCCAUCCAAUGACAAAGGAAGAAAACAUAGAAGGAUCAACUGUGAGGAGCCUAUCUAUCAGCAUUUCUCCUUCAAAUGGAUUGAAGGAUUCUAAAUCUGAACUAGGCCAUAAAGAUAUAUCUGCUGUUGGUAAUUCUCAGAUUGGAUCUGAAGAUAGUAUGUUGAAGAGCUUGGGUGUAGUUUCAUCUCCUUCGGUGAGGAAGGAAGAAGGGGUCAGUUCUACCCCUGAUAUUGAUGGCCUUGAAGGUCAGUCAGUGUCUCUGAGGGUACCUGUUUCCUCUAAUGACUUGCUUGGUAAAUCAAAGUUUCAUCAAUUAAUAACUGUCCCAGAUGCUGUGGAGCCUUCAUUGUCUCAACUGAAAGAGGAAGAAAAGAUUGGGGUAUUAUCUGAUUGUAAAUUAGUUGUGGGGUCUGUCUCUGAAAAGGACAUCGAAGGAUCUGGUCUCUUGCCAGAAGAUCCAGUGCUGGAAAUCAAUAAAACGUCAUCAGAUUCCCCGAUUAUUGUUACCGACUCUUCGGAGGCUCAAGUGUCUUUGGUAAAAGGAGACUGUGAAGAAGUUCGAAUGAGUGAUCAAAUGGAUGUUUCUGAGGUUUCUCGGAAUGAUUCAGAAAGGUUUUCUUCCAAUAGCCAGAAUGAUCCUUCUUGUUUGCAGAUGGAGAGAGAUAAUGCUAAUGUGUUAUCUGACAGGGGCCCUCUCUUCAGUUCGUUUGGUCCAGGCGAAAGAUAUCCUCUGAUUGAGAAUUGUAGGGAUGACAUCAUGGAACCUAUUGCAAAUCCGUUAUUGCAAAAUAAAUCAGAAUGUUCUGAAUCUGAGAAGGUUGAGAUGAAUACAUCUGAUGUUGGCUGCGUUGAUCCAGAACUGGUGGCCAAAAGCACAGAUUUGCCUUCUUCUUUGAUGGAGGAAGAAAAAGCUGAUAUUUCAUGCAGGAGCCCAUUGGCUGGUGCAGAACCAAUGACUGGAGAGAAUUGUGAAGAUGCUAGUGAGGAACCAAAUCGUUCAGAAGCUGAGAUCGGUAAUCAAAUGGAUGCAUCUGAUGCUGGGGUUAAUACGGAACAACUUUCAUCAGGUGACGUUAUUGAGCCAUCAUCUUCCUUGAUAAUUGAGGACAAUAAGAUUGUUUUGUCAUCUGUAAAGGUUCCACAUCUGACUGAAGAGGGGAGCUGUAAAGAUUCUAGGGAGGGUCCAUCUACAAAUCCAGUACUGCUACAGGAAUUAAAUAAUAAUUCCGAAGCUGAGAUUUGUGAUCAAGGCAGUACACAGGUUGGUGAGACACCUGUGGAUGUAGUCAAAGCAUCAGAGGUGGAAAGAGAGGUGAAGACAUUGUCUGAUGAGGGUCCACAAGGAAUAUUCGAAACCCAGGUUGAAUCAAGAGGAGUGGCUGACAGUGAGGUCAGGACAGAUAGUAAAAGCUGUGCUACUGAGAUCGAAAAUGUAUCUGAAGUCCCAAAUUCCUCAGUAUCGGUUGAACAGGUGGAUGACUUAUCUAAUGAAGGUAUUGUUGGCAGCCAAUCAAUAAUGCAGGUGCCGGAAGAUUCUGAAGCUAUUGCGGGUGUUGAGAUUGAUGUUACUCCAGAUUGUUUGGAUCCCUCGGUAUCAGUUGAGAAGGUGGAUGGCUUAUCCAAUGAAGGUAUUGUUGGCAGCCAACCAAGAAUGCAGGUGUCAGAAGAUUCUGAAGCUAUUGCGGGAGAUGGAAUUGAUGUUACUCCAGAUUGUUUGGAUCCCUCAGUAACAGUUGAGAAAGUGGAAGGGUUGUCUAAGGAAGGUUUACUUUGCAUCCAAGCAAAAGUGCAGGUAUCGGAAGAUUCUGAAGCUGUUAUAGGAGAUGGGAUUGAUAUUACUCCAGGUUGUUUGGCUGUGCCAGAGACUGUGACAAUUGUUGAGGAUUCAUCUAUCUGCUCUUCAACAGUAGGGAGUGAACAUGUGGACAACUUGUCUGAAGCAAACAUUGACACUAAAGAAUCUAAAACAGAAGUUGACACUAAAGAAUCCGAAUCUGGUGUGUGUAACCAGGAAAAUCAAGUAGUGCAAGAAAAGGCAUCAGAAUGCAGGGAACGUGAGAAGGAUUUGGAUGGCAACACUUCAGCAAAACUUGACCCCAAAGAAUCUGAAGCUGGUGAUUGUAACCAGGAUAAUGAAGAAAAAACAGUGAAAGACAUUGAAAAAUCCACGCCUGUAGCUGAGGGCUCCUCCUAGAAAUGUUUUGAGUGCCUGCUCAAGAAAUACAGA